AUGGAUUCUAUGGGUCUGAGUAAUAGUGCCUACAGGUCUCGUGGAUACCAACUCGAGAUGUUAGAGGCUAGCCGCAAGGAGAAUAUCAUUAUGGACACGGGAAGUGGAAAGACUCACAUGCAUGUUUCGAGGUGA
Penicillium digitatum Pd1 is the source of this 135-nucleotide messenger RNA. The record is from RefSeq and is a predicted model, not a curated record. NCBI's taxonomy places the organism in Eukaryota, Fungi, Ascomycota, Eurotiomycetes, Eurotiales, Aspergillaceae.